Molecule: messenger RNA, 2635 nt
Organism: Diceros bicornis minor
Lineage: Eukaryota; Metazoa; Chordata; Mammalia; Perissodactyla; Rhinocerotidae
Gene: TEC
Product: tec protein tyrosine kinase
Exons: 18
Coding region: 151-2046 (631 amino acids)
Biological process (GO): regulation of platelet activation; B cell receptor signaling pathway; tissue regeneration
Molecular function (GO): ATP binding; non-membrane spanning protein tyrosine kinase activity; protein binding
Source: RefSeq, a predicted model, not a curated record
UGCGGCCAGAGGUGGAUUCCACAAGCCUAGAAACUGACCCUCGUGGAACGAGGAAGGAUUUUCACCCCUCCGCACCACCGCGAGCACAGAGCGCCGCGCCAGAAUACUGGGAUCUUCAAUGGCAGGAGAAGGAGUGAUCAGAAGACCGAGAUGAAUUUUAACACUAUUCUAGAAGAGAUUCUUAUUAAAAGGUCACAGCAGAAAAAGAAGACAUCACCCUUAAACUACAAAGAAAGACUUUUUGUACUAACCAAGUCCAUGUUAACCUACUAUGAAGGUCGAGCAGAGAAAAAAUACAGAAAGGGAUUUAUUGAUGUUUCAAAAAUCAAGUGCGUGGAAAUAGUGAAGAAUGAUGAUAGUGUCAUUCCUUGUCAAAAUAAAUAUCCAUUUCAGGUUGUUCAUGAUGCUAAUACACUUUACAUUUUUGCACCUAGUGCACAAAGCAGGGACCGGUGGGUGAAGAAGUUAAAAGAAGAAAUAAAGAACAACAAUAAUAUUAUGAUUAAAUAUCAUCCUAAAUUUUGGGCAGAUGGAAGUUAUCAGUGUUGCAGACAAACUGAAAAACUAGCACCUGGAUGUGAAAAAUAUAAUCUUUUUGAGGGUAGUAUAAGAAAAGCACUACCUCCAGCACCAGAAACAAAGAAGCGAAGGCCUCCCCCACCGAUUCCAAUUGAAGAAGAAGAAAAUAGUGAAGAAAUAGUUGUAGCUAUGUAUGAUUUCCAAGCGACAGAAGCACAUGAUCUCAGAUUAGAGAGAGGCCAAGAGUACAUCAUAUUAGAGAAGAAUGAUGUUCAUUGGUGGAGAGCAAGAGAUAAAUAUGGGAGUGAAGGAUAUAUCCCAAGUAAUUAUGUAACAGGAAAGAAAUCAAACAACUUAGAUCAAUAUGAAUGGUAUUGCAGAAAUAUGAAUAGAAGCAAAGCAGAGCAACUCCUCAGAAGUGAAGAUAAAGAAGGUGGUUUUAUGGUAAGGGAUUCCAGUCAACCAGGCAUGUACACAGUCUCCCUGUAUACAAAAUUUGGAGGGGAAGGCACAUCGGGUUUCAGGCAUUACCAUAUAAAGGAAACAACAACAUCCCCAAAGAAGUAUUAUCUGGCAGAAAAACAUGCAUUUGGUUCAAUUCCUGAGAUUAUUGAAUAUCAUAAGCACAAUGCAGCAGGUCUUGUCACAAGGCUGCGGUACCCAGUUAGCGCAAAGGAGAAGAGUGCACCAACCACUGCAGGAUUCAGCUACGAAAAAUGGGAGAUUAACCCUUCAGAGCUGACCUUUAUGAGGGAGUUGGGUAGUGGACUGUUUGGAGUGGUGAGGCUUGGCAAGUGGCGAGCUCAGUACAAAGUAGCAAUCAAAGCUAUUAGAGAAGGUGCCAUGUGUGAGGAGGACUUCAUAGAAGAAGCUAAAGUGAUGAUGAAACUGACACACCCGAAGUUAGUACAGCUGUAUGGUGUAUGCACCCAGCAGAAACCAAUUUACAUUGUUACUGAGUUCAUGGAAAGGGGCUGUCUUCUGAAUUUCCUCCGACAGAGACAAGGUCAUUUUAGUAGAGACGUGCUGCUGAGCAUGUGUCAAGAUGUGUGUGAAGGAAUGGAAUACCUGGAGAGAAACAGCUUUAUCCACAGAGAUCUGGCUGCCAGAAAUUGUCUAGUAAACGAGGCAGGAGUUGUGAAGGUAUCUGAUUUUGGAAUGGCCAGGUAUGUUCUAGAUGAUCAAUACACAAGUUCUUCCGGUGCUAAAUUUCCUGUGAAGUGGUGCCCACCUGAGGUGUUUAAUUACAGUCGCUUUAGCAGCAAAUCAGAUGUCUGGUCAUUUGGUGUUUUAAUGUGGGAAGUAUUCACUGAAGGCAGAAUGCCCUUUGAGAAAAACACCAACUAUGAAGUGGUAACCAUGGUUACUCGGGGCCACAGACUCUACCGGCCGAAGUUGGCAUCCAAAUAUGUGUAUGAGUUGAUGCUGAGAUGUUGGCAGGAGAAACCAGAGGGAAGGCCGUCCUUUGAAGAUUUGCUGCGCACGAUAGAUGAACUAGUCGAGUGUGAAGAAACUUUUGGAAGAUAAGUGGUGGUGUGACCAGUGACUUCCCGAUUCCAAAGCAUGAUGAAGAAAUGGCACUUUGUGGCUACCUUUUAAUUUAUUUAGCACUUGGGUGUGUGGAUUGUUUUAGUUAUAAAGUGGAAACGCCUAAAGCAUUUGCUUCUAGACCAGCCUUAGCGCUGUGACUGAAUCUUCUGGAUUAUGGAACAUGCUGCCUUAGAGAUGGUGAUUAAAAGUACUCACUUUUAUCCACUCCACAAGUACUCAAGUGCCCACUAUGUGCUGGGUACUGUGCCCAGGCCCCAGGGUUUGCUCAUUUUCGGGAUGCACAUGGGGCCAUGUUAGCUGGUGCCAAUGGAAGGCCAGGGAAUUUGGGAAGGAGAAGGGCAUUAGGGCCAUGUUCCAACAACCCCCCUCUUCCCUUUGACUUCUACAGAAAUCUGGGUCUGGGGCAUUGCCUGGAAUAUGGGUUCUGAAUGAAUCAGGAACCCACCUUGGAUAAGUACCUAUCUUUUGUUUUGAAAACAUCUGUUUUCAAGACUACCAUAAGUAUUACAUUAAAAAUAUUUGUAUGCUGUAUAUAUUGUAAAUAUAUAUAAUAUAUAAAGUUAUA